UAGAUGUUAUUUCUUCCAUACAAAUGUUCGCUCCGUAUGUUGAUAUGAGAUCACAGGAAUCUAGAUAACAGGAAUAUUUCAUAUUAUAACUGAAGUAUUGGACACUUGACUUAAACACCAGAGCAAUGUACAAAGACAUAAAGUAUCAUUCUACACUAUGAAGAUCCGUUUAUUGUUAUUGAUAACAUUUAUACCAAGCAACCAACAAGAGCCAGGAUAUGUUCAUGACAAAGGAAGGAAUCCACAAGGUUUAGUAAACAAAUGUUUGUGCUAGAUAGAAAACAAUUUAUCACAUAAUGUAUUAGACAAUACGAUUAUUAACAAUAUAGGGAUUUUGUGAAUGGUCCCCCAUAGACAAUACAUUGAGAGAUAAUAUUAAUGUAUUUAUUUGUUCGAUGAUUAACUUGAAAAACACUAGGAAGUUUGUGUUUCUAAGUCGAGGAUUAGUGGUUCUUAAAAUUCUGAUAGGCACAAAAGUGAAGUAUACAUAAAUCAUUGUUUUUGUUGCGUAUGACUUCGCAAGUAUGAACCAGCGACGACUAAGUAGGAGUACACAACUAGCUGAGCUGGACAAAAACACAAGGAGAAUAAUCGCAGCAUACAAUAAUCGUGAGGAUGAGAAACUACGACAGGUUGAAAAGUUUAUUGAUAAAGAAAUGAACACUGACUCUAAAAAGGAUCGAAAUGUCAACAACUUGCGACGUAGGAGUUCCCAACUUUUAGCUUUGCAAGACUUUUAUGGUUUAAAUGACAAAGGAGGUUACAAUCCAGAGACUUCUGAGCAUGAUAUUCGGGAAUAUCUGCAAUUGAACACUAAUGUGCCAACCACCACUACAAGAAAUAGGUCAAGUAGCGUAGUUGUGCCUCCAAACAUGGCAGCUGAUUCACUAUCAGAUCAUACUGAGAAACUUAGGAGAAUAUCUCUCCAUGGUGGACCUGAUAGAAUCCGCAAAUUCAGCAAUAAUGGAUUGACCAGACCCAUUCUUGUCCACACUGAUGCUACACAGCUGGAGAUAACUAAGGAAAGCGGUAGUGUUAAAGAUGGUCAUAGACAGCGUAGAAUUAGUCGGACAAGUAUGGAUAGGAGAACCAGUCAACUGGGCAGACCAGCCAUGGACAUAAACAAUCACAGUGACAUCUAUGUUGAGACCGAGAAACCAUUAGCAGCAAUCCUACCUCCUGUAGUACUGCCACCUAUCUAUAAAGUCAAGGACCAAGAGUUGAAGUAUCGUAAUUAUGCAAUAUCUGGACCUGCUAAGAAUAUGAGUGAACAUGAAUGGAAGGAUUUAAAGUAUUGCAGAUAUCUCCGUCCAAAAUCUAUCAAAUAUAGAUCAGCUCAAGAUAUGCAAUAAUGCACUCGCACAAUACCAUUGAGAUGUGAAAAAUAAUUAAGUAGACCAAUGUCCAUAGACUUUGAACAUUUGAAGUCUUUGACUAGACGCACGAUCGUGAUUUUAAAGCUUUACAUUUCAAUAGUCAAUUUUAUAUUCAUUUAUAUUCACAGGUUGUCAUCAAAUUUUAACAAUGGGUGAAGCAGGUCUUUUUACAAGAAACUUCAAGAUUUUCACACAAAUUAUUUGAUCGAAAAGAGGCCUUUAAGGGGCACUUACUAUAUUUUUAAUAUUCUGAUCAAAUCAUUUUUCUGCACCCUAUUGUUCAGAGUUAUUCUUUAUUAUUUAAAAAAAUAAUUUACUAGUUCGUAGUUGUCCGUUUUGUUGACUUGUACUACAGGGUGGUCAAAAAAGUGAACCUAUGCAACGGACUAUAUAUAUUUCCCUUGUUACCUGCAGGAAUCAUUUCAUAUUUUCACAUCUUGUAGACCAAGUUUUUGCUGGUACCAUUCAUUUUUCUUAAUCUUGAAACCAGAAAUUAAAAGCUCUAACCUAAUAUUACUGAAAUGGAUAAAAUGUGAACUUCAACAUCUACGAUUCUUCAACCCUUCCACACCCUUC
Owenia fusiformis is the source of this 1952-nucleotide messenger RNA. NCBI's taxonomy places the organism in Eukaryota, Metazoa, Annelida, Polychaeta, Sabellida, Oweniidae. The record is from the annotation of a GenBank genome assembly.